AUGCUCCCUUCGCCGCCCACCCACCCACCCCACUCCCCCGACUCUGUCCACUCCCCAGGACAGGGAAGCAAGGAGAAGGUGAGAGCAGGGAGGGGGAUGUGGGGGUGUGGGUUGUUUUCUCCUUCCCUCUCUCACUCUGUUUCCCUUUCCCUGCUUCCCUCCCUUCGUCUUCCACACCCCCCAUUCCCCCCCCUUUUCCCUCUCUCCUGCCCCGCAGUGCCCAUUAUCGGCGAACCUGCGAUCCUGUACCCGCACAGGGGAGGAGGGGCAGGAGGGGAGAGCGAUGGGUGA
Molecule: messenger RNA, 291 nt
Organism: Closterium sp. NIES-65
Lineage: Eukaryota; Viridiplantae; Streptophyta; Zygnematophyceae; Desmidiales; Closteriaceae
Source: the annotation of a GenBank genome assembly